AGUGGAACCUAGGCUUCCCAGUGUGAGGAGAAGGAAGGAUGGGCAUUAUCUCGGGCCAAGCUGUGAGUUUUCCUGCUCCGCCAAGCAAGGCACAUUUCUGGGCAUGGCCUGGCAGUUUCACCCUGCCUGCAGACACUAUGCCGGUGCCGGAUCCGCGGGGAGAUGCAGGCCGGUGGGGCAACGUCAGCUACCGGGUGCGGCAGCCCAACGCUCCGGAGCCGGCUUCCAGGAGGAAGAAACAAAGCUGGUUUCACAAAUUCUGCCGAUGCUGUUCGGGAAACAGGGAUGACAGCGACUGGGGACCUGCGCCCGGAGAGAUUCCUGGGGCUCGGGCCACAGAUCCCGUCAUCCGGGAUGGCAUGCUGGUCAUCAAAAAAAUCGACCUAAUGUCAGGCCGUUCGGGCAGCAACCGCCGGGCCCAUCACACCGAUGAGUACGAAUACAAUAACCUCAUAAUUCGCCGUGGGCUGCCCUUUGACAUGAAGCUUCAUUUCCAGCAGCCUUACGAUUCUGAAGAACACCGGGUCUGCCUCGAGUUCCUGAUCGGGUCCAACCCACAAGCCUCCAAGGGCACACACAUCCUUAUCCCCUUGGACAGCUCCUUGCCCGGCACGAGCUGGUCAGCAGAAGUGACCAGCACGGAUGCCAACACCGUCUGUGUCCGGGUCUGCCCCUCGCCCAGAGCUGUGAUCGGCAAGUACCAGUUCAGCGCCAAAACCCGAAGCAAGGCGGGCGAGUACGCGCCCCCCUUUGACUCCAACAAUGAGAUUUACAUCCUCUUCAACCCCUGGUGCUCCGAGGAUCCGGUCUAUAUGCAACAGAGCGACUGGCUAGAGGAAUAUGUCCUGAACGAAUCAGGGAGAAUCUAUUAUGGGACAGAAAGCCAGAUUGGAGAACGGACGUGGAACUACGCACAGUUUGACAACGGCAUCCUGGAUGCAUGUUUGUACAUGCUGGAUAAGCGCGGGAUGCCCCACACGAGCCGUGGAGAUCCCAUCAUGGUUUCCCGUGUCGUCUCCGCCAUGGUGAACUCUCUGGAUGACAACGGGGUGCUGGUUGGGAACUGGACCGGGGACUAUUCCCGGGGGACCAACCCUUCAGCGUGGGUUGGCAGCCGAGACAUCCUGCUGAAAUACCUCCGCACGGGCUACCCCGUUCUCUACGGCCAGUGCUGGGUGUUCGCUGGCGUGGUGACCACAGUGCUGCGGUGCCUGGGCAUCGCCACACGGACUGUAACGAAUUACAACUCAGCGCACGACACGGACAUCAGCCUCACCAUGGACAUCUACUUUGAUGAGAACAUGAAGCCGCUGGAGCAUCUCAAUGCUGACUCUGUCUGGAAUUUCCAUGUCUGGAAUGACUGUUGGAUGAAACGGCCAGACCUGCCUUCGGGCUUCGAUGGGUGGCAGGUGGUGGAUGCAACCCCUCAGGAGUCCAGCAGUGGCAUCUUCUGCUGCGGGCCCUGCUCUGUGGAGGCCAUCAAGAACGGUCUGGUCUACAUGAAAUAUGAUGCUUCCUUCUGCUUUGCAGAGGUGAACAGUGACAAAGUGUACUGGCAACGCCAGGCAGAUGGGAGUUUCAAGAUCGUCUACGUAGAGGAAAAAGCCAUCGGCCAUCUCAUCAGCACCAAGGCGGUAGGAUCCCAACAGCGCCAGGAUGUCACAGGCAUUUAUAAGCAUCCUGAAGGCUCGGAAGCUGAGCGCAAAGCUGUGGAGACAGCCGCCAAGCAUGGCACCAAAGCCCACAUCUACACCAACAAGGAGUGGGGAGAAGACAUCUCAGUGUCGGUAGACACUCAAGAGGCCUACACGGGACAGGACAUCUCCCUGCGGGUCAUUCUGAAGAACCGAAGUUCAAUGCCCCGCAAUGUCUCCCUCAACCUCUUUGUGGCGGUCAUGUACUACACCGGAGUCACCGGCAGCCAUUUUAAAAAGGAGCAGCGGCAAGUCCAAGUUCCAGCAGGAGGGACCCAACCGGUUCCCAUGGUGAUCUCCUACCCAGAAUACAAGCCCCAUUUGGUGGACCAGGGGGCUAUGAAGCUGAGCAUCUCUGGGAAGGUAGCUGAGACCGGACAGGUCAUUGCAAAGGAGCACACUUUCCGUCUUCGCACACCAGACCUCACCCUGACGCUGCUCGGCCCAGCCAUCGUAGGACAGGAGACCCAAGUCCAGAUCGUCUUCAAGAAUCCCCUCCCAGUGACGUUGACCAACGCCGUCUUCCACAUGGAAGGAUCCGGGCUCUCCACCCCGAACACGAUGACUGUAGGGAAUAUUGGUCCGCAUCAGACAGUGACGCUCCGGCAGACCUUCACACCGUUGCGCCCCGGCCGUCGCCAGUUGGUUGCCAGCCUGGACAGCCCUCAGCUCUCCCAGGUCCACGGUGUGCUGGCGAUCGACGUGACCCAGGGACCCCCGGCAGGGCCAUCAGCUUCCCCUGCACCUGCCCGGGGUUCUCCUGCCCGGGGUCGAGGGUCCCCGGCCCGCACCCGGGGCUCCCCUGCUGCCACUCGAGCCUCCCCAUCAAGGCAGCCGGCCAACCACAGCAACCCAGCGAGCGCACGGGGCUCCCCCAGCCGCCAGCCCAACCCCCGAGGGUCCCCCAACGCUCACCGGGCAGCUGCCACCCCCAGGGCAGGAGCCACGGGGCGGCCCGUCUGAGCCAGGCCUUAGCCGUGGUGCAGAGCGCGACGUGGCAGCACAGCAGAACCAGGUGGCAGAGAGAGGAGGGGGCCCCCGCCUGAGCCACAGAACCACAGUGGGGUGUGCCGAGCCGACGAGCCUGAUGGGAGAUGUUUCUCCUGGAAGCCCUAAAGGACGCUUCUCCACCUCUCUGUCCACCUUCUUGCCUUUUCGUUCUGCUGCCCCAUUUUUCCUGUCUACAUUUUUUUCCCUGUAUAUAUCCACAGUUCCCACCUGAACGAGUUGUAAUUUCUAUGGCCAAACUCACUCUUCCCAGUCUUGCCAUCUUCCCUAUCCCACGCCGUUCCCCCAAGGUGGAGGGUGCGGACUUCACUGCCCGUCCAGCUCUGUAGCCUUCACGCUGCCUCCCCAUCCCCACCGCCCUCAGGCUUUCUACCAACCCACCCUGCUAGACACCCCCCAAAAAUGUUUAUUACUUGACUCUUUUUUUUCACUGCGACCUUAUUUCCUUUUCAAAUGUGCACCCACAUUCACUUGCCCACAUGUUUUCCACUAAUGGUGAAAAACAUCCCAGGGGGAGAACUUGUAAAUUUGCUUUUCAAAUUAUUAUUGGGGUCCUUCUCACUGGAGCCAAAAAUUCCUCCCAUUUUUUCCCUCUCUCCUUGGAGCCUGUUUGGGCAUCUUGGGGAGGAUGGGGGCGGGGGGUAGAUUUUUUUUUGCUUUU
Messenger RNA from Candoia aspera, 3363 nucleotides. RefSeq names its product transglutaminase 1 (gene TGM1). The coding region runs from base 39 to 2657 and encodes 872 amino acids. NCBI's taxonomy places the organism in Eukaryota, Metazoa, Chordata, Lepidosauria, Squamata, Candoiidae. The transcript is spliced from 15 exons. Gene Ontology annotation, molecular function: protein-glutamine gamma-glutamyltransferase activity. The record is from RefSeq and is a predicted model, not a curated record. Gene Ontology annotation, biological process: peptide cross-linking.